AGAGGUGAGAAAAAUAGACUCAGUCAGUCUCACGCCAGAAAGGAGGCUGAGACUGAUAGCGCCUCUGCGCGCAGUGUAAUCUUCGCGCCAAACUCUCACCAUUUGGUUUCCUUUGAACUUAGAGACCAAGUUUCAUGGAACAGUACGAGAAGGUUGAGAAGAUUGGUGAAGGAACCUACGGCGUCGUUUACAAGGCUCGUGACCGUGUUACCAACGAGACCAUCGCGUUGAAGAAGAUUCGGCUGGAGCAGGAAGAUGAGGGGGUUCCCAGCACCGCCAUUCGAGAGAUUUCCCUCUUGAAAGAGAUGCAGCACAGGAACAUUGUUAGAUUGCAGGAUGUAGUACACAGUGAGAAGCGAUUGUAUCUGGUUUUUGAGUACCUGGACUUAGAUUUAAAGAAGUUCAUGGACUCAUCUCCAGAGUUUGCAAAAGAUCUACGACAAAUAAAAAUGUUCCUUUACCAAAUUCUCUGUGGCAUUGCUUACUGUCAUUCACACAGAGUUCUUCAUCGAGACUUAAAACCUCAGAAUUUGUUGAUAGAUCGCAGCACUAAUGCACUAAAGCUUGCAGAUUUUGGAUUGGCUAGGGCAUUUGGAAUUCCUGUUAGGACAUUUACACAUGAGGUGGUGACACUGUGGUACAGAGCUCCAGAAAUAUUGCUUGGAUCCCGUCAUUACUCUACCCCGGUCGAUGUUUGGUCUGUGGGAUGUAUAUUUGCUGAGAUGGUAAACCAACGACCUCUUUUCCCUGGGGACUCUGAGAUUGAUGAAUUAUUUAAAAUAUUCAGAAUCUUGGGUACGCCAAGUGAAGAUACAUGGCCUGGAGUGACAUCAUUGCCUGAUUUUAAAUCAGCCUUUCCCAAGUGGCUGCCUAGGGACCAGAAAACUGUGGUUCCAAAUCUUGACUCUACUGGUCUUGAUCUUCUUUCUUGUAUGCUUUGCUUGGAUCCCACCAAAAGAAUCACUGCCAGGAGCGCUCUUGAGCAUGAAUACUUCAAAGACAUUAAAUUUGUACCCUAAUUUCUUACAUUCACGGCAGUGGUGUCUAUAUUACUGUGUAGCAUCUAUGAUUGACUCUCAGAACUGUGUGCUCCUUGCUAUUUCCUUCAAUGCUUUGGGACCGAAUCAUAUUUCAUUUAUUUGUUUCUACAGAAUCAUUUUAUAUUCUGCUUGAGUGUGAUCAUAUUGCCUAUUACCCUUUUAAUGUAUUAGUCUCUACAACGCAACAAGCAAAUUUUAAGUUUGCUUGAUGUGUUACAGUUACAGAUAUAGUGCUGAAUGCUGCUAGUAAAACAAAUCAUUACUCCCGGGAAGCAUGUAAAUUUGACUUCCGUUCU
Messenger RNA from Abrus precatorius (Indian licorice), 1336 nucleotides. Its product is annotated as cell division control protein 2 homolog. Gene Ontology annotation, biological process: protein phosphorylation; signal transduction; regulation of meiotic cell cycle. The coding region runs from base 135 to 1019 and encodes 294 amino acids. The transcript has 9 exons. The record is from RefSeq and is a predicted model, not a curated record. Gene Ontology annotation, molecular function: cyclin-dependent protein serine/threonine kinase activity; ATP binding; cyclin binding. Gene Ontology annotation, cellular component: cytoplasm; cyclin-dependent protein kinase holoenzyme complex; nucleus. Lineage: Eukaryota; Viridiplantae; Streptophyta; Magnoliopsida; Fabales; Fabaceae.